UGUGCUAAAUUAUGUCUUCUUCUAUAGACAAAAAGGAUCCUUUACAAAUACAUCGUAAACCAUCACUUCGCCAAGAAUUUGCUGUUGUAAACUUUAUACAGAAGCAUCCAUUAUUAGUCCAAACUAAACAAUUAAAAAUUCUGAAUCGUGGAAAAGUCUACAAGUUAUGGAUUGAAGUGGCUAAGGAGGUAAAUUCAAUAGAAGGUGUUGAAAAAUCUCCUACAGGCUGGCUGAAAUACUGGAUUGAUAAAAGAAGGUAUGUCUCAGUGAAGCAUAAACAAAUUCAAAGUGGAGUGCCAAACCUUAAAUUAUCCCCACUAGAAAAAAAGAUUUUAAAAUUGUGCUUAUAUGAAAAAAAAAAUCAUAUUGAGCAAAUUAAUCAUGAGCUGACAGAUGAUUGUGAGGUCACACAGCACAAGGAAGAUGACAAUGAUGAAAAUUAUGAAGAGAAUUAUAGCAGUGAAUAUAAUGGCACAAUACAAAACAAUUCUUUUAAAAGUGAUGAUAACGAUGUGAAAAAAAUGCUUGAAGUCAUGGUGAAUGUGAUGGAAAAGCAAUCAACAGCAUUUGCACAGAUGGCACAGACAUGGGUCACACACUCAAGUGCUUUGGAAAGGCUAGCAGAAGCAUCUGGUCAACAGGCUGUUGCGGUGAAUAGGUUGGCAAAUUCAAUUGAGUCUAUCGGAGAAUCAUUGUCUGAUAUGAAGAGUACAUUUGUAAGCAUUGACGAUGUCAUUCGAAGAAGUCUUCUACCAGAAGAACAAACAUAUAUUGUCUCAGAUGUAAUUACUUUAUAGAUUAUUCUCAUAGCAAUAUUCUCUUCUAUUUUUGUUACAAAAGAUUUGACCUUAGUGUUUUUUUAAGUAAAAAAU
Molecule: messenger RNA, 872 nt
Organism: Aricia agestis (brown argus)
Lineage: Eukaryota; Metazoa; Arthropoda; Insecta; Lepidoptera; Lycaenidae
Exons: 6
Coding region: 12-797 (261 amino acids)
Source: RefSeq, a predicted model, not a curated record